UAUCAUUUCAGCAUUUAACGGCGAGGAAUACAGAGCGAUAAGACAGAAUGGCUGAAAUCUUUGCAAUAAAACUCUUCAAAUAUAUACAAAAUCUGGAAGAUUUUCUCGUACGUAAAAAAGGAGAAGUUAUUAGUCAGAAUGAGUAUAAUAAAAUAUGUGAACUUAAAAACACAUUUGAGUACAUUUCUGAUAUUCAUCAUUUAAUUAAAGAUCAAGUCGGACAAACAGUUACAGAAAACGAAAUAAAAACGUUGGAAAGUAAAAAAAUUAAAUACUCGGAUACUGAUGAAUAUAAGCAAUUUGACGGCUUUAAACAAAUGGGAUUAUUGGUAGAGAAGGAAUCAAUUCAGCAGCUCCCACAAAACUUACCUAGACGCAAUAAUAAAACAAAAACAAAAAAGCAAUACGACGAAGUAAAAAAAGACGUAUUAAAGUCAUACAAGCAAGAUCGGAACUUAACUGGAGAGGUUGUGUUGAAGCUAGAAAACACCGAAAAAUGUAUCGAAACUUUAAAAACACUAGAAAGACCUACACUGAGUGCUGAAAGAAUUAAUUUAAUCUAUAACAUUAAAAAAGGAGAGGUUUUAAAAAAAAUCAAGGAUUUAGAGAAAGGUGGAUAUUUAAAAAAAUUACAAGAAAAUGGUAUACCUUAUAAAAUUUCACACUGUAACUUUUUGAUUAAAUUGUACAAGUUUUCACUAGAUCAUUCCAAUAUCAUUCAUUGUUCUUUGUCAUUGCAUUUUCUACAAAAGCAUUGGAGUGUUAUUCCAACGAUAUUCAAUGAAUUGAAAUGGUAGAAUCAAUAAAGGGCAAAUAAACGAGCGUUGGUACACGCUUUAUUGAUUUUACCAUUCGCUGUGGUGAAUAUUGGAAAAAAAUUCAGCUUGUAUUUGAAAACUUUUGUGGAGUCAAUGAAGCGCAAACCAAUGUUUGUUGGUAUCACAGGCGCUAGUCACAUAAUCAAAUAUUUUACAUAAUCGGUCUAUAUAUGUAUAUAAAGAU
Ruditapes philippinarum (Manila clam) is the source of this 1002-nucleotide messenger RNA. RefSeq lists its product as uncharacterized. The record is from RefSeq and is a predicted model, not a curated record. Bases 48 to 797 code for a protein of 249 amino acids. The transcript is spliced from 2 exons. Lineage: Eukaryota; Metazoa; Mollusca; Bivalvia; Venerida; Veneridae.